Meleagris gallopavo (turkey) is the source of this 10097-nucleotide messenger RNA. The record is from RefSeq and is a predicted model, not a curated record. Lineage: Eukaryota; Metazoa; Chordata; Aves; Galliformes; Phasianidae.
AUGAACCAGAAGGUGAUAGCUUUGAAUUUUGCUUCAGGACCAGGUCACGGGGAGGCAGAGACGAGGGAAUGUAUUUACUACAAUGCCAACUGGGAGCUGGAGAAGACCAACCAGAGCGGCGUGGAGCGCUGCGAGGGGGAGAAGGACAAGCGGCUCCACUGCUACGCCUCUUGGAGAAACAACUCGGGAUCCAUCGAGCUGGUGAAGAAAGGCUGCUGGUUAGAUGACUUCAACUGUUAUGACAGGCAGGAGUGCGUAGCCACAGAAGAAAACCCUCAAGUGUUUUUCUGCUGCUGCGAGGGCAACUACUGCAAUGAGAAAUUCACCCACUUGCCUGAAGUAACCGGCCCAGAAGUCAUAUAUGAGCCGCCACCACCAACGCCCUCCCUGCUUAACAUCCUGGUGUACUCUCUGCUGCCCAUUGCUGUCCUGUCAGUGGCCAUCCUCCUGGCCUUCUGGAUGUAUCGGCACCGCAAGCCUCCCUACGGGCACGUUGACAUCAAUGAGGACCCCGGCCCACCACCUCCUUCUCCCCUGGUUGGCCUAAAACCUCUACAGCUCCUGGAGAUCAAAGCCAGGGGACGCUUCGGCUGCGUGUGGAAGGCUCAGCUGAUGAAUGACUACGUAGCAGUGAAAAUCUUCCCAAUUCAGGAUAAGCAAUCUUGGCAGAGUGAGAGGGAGAUUUUCAAUACUCCUGGCAUGAAGCAUGAAAACCUUUUGCAAUUUAUCGCAGCAGAGAAAAGAGGGACAAACCUAGAGACAGAGCUCUGGCUGAUCACAGCGUUCCAUGACAAGGGCUCUCUCACGGAUUAUCUGAAGGGCAAUAUCAUCAGCUGGAACGAGCUCUGCCAUGUUGCAGAAACCAUGGCCCGUGGCUUGUCUUACCUCCAUGAGGACGUCCCGUGGUGCAAGGGUGAAGGACACAAACCUGCUAUAGCACACAGGGACUUCAAGAGUAAAAACGUCUUGCUGAAGAACGACUUAACGGCAGUGCUAGCUGAUUUUGGUCUUGCUGUACGGUUUGAACCUGGAAAACCUCCAGGGGACACUCAUGGACAGGUGGGAACAAGGAGGUAUAUGGCUCCUGAAGUGUUAGAGGGAGCAAUCAACUUCCAACGGGAUGCUUUCCUGAGAAUAGACAUGUACGCAAUGGGACUGGUAUUAUGGGAGUUAGUCUCCAGAUGUAGAGCAGUUGAUGGUCCAGUGGAUGAAUACAUGCUGCCUUUUGAAGAAGAAAUAGGUCAGCACCCAUCCCUCGAGGACCUGCAAGAAGUGGUGGUUCACAAGAAGAUGCGCCCCAUCUUCAAGGAUCAUUGGCUGAAACACCCUGGCUUGGCGCAGCUCUGCGUGACCAUCGAAGAGUGCUGGGACCACGACGCAGAGGCUCGGCUCUCGGCAGGCUGUGUCGAGGAGCGCAUUGCUCAGAUCCGCAAAUCCGUAAACGGCACUACCUCGGACUGCCUUGUCUCCAUCGUGACGUCCGUCACCAACGUGGACUUGCCGCCCAAAGAGUCCAGUAUCUAAGUCCUGGUUCGCUUUUGUCUUUCCAGACUCAGUGGAUUUGAAAAAAGUUUUAAAAAGAAAAAAAAGAAAAGAAAUAGAAAACACGCGAAGAAAAAAAAAAAACCACAAAAAUCCAACAAACACGUGAAUGCAGCUGCUAUUUUAUCUUGACUUUUUAUUAUUAUUGUUAUUAUUAUUAUUAUUUUUUUUUUUGGUAUUGGAUCAAUUUUACCAGCACAUUGCUCUACUGUAUUAACAAAUGGACAUUUCAGCAAGCAUUCAGGUGCCGACUAAUGAAUGCAGAAAAGGUGCAGGUACCUCAGAACCUCAACAAACUCACUUCAGUUGUUUUGUUGUUGUUGUUGUUGUUGUUGUUUUUUAAAUUGAGUUUUCUGGGUUUCUCUUUAUCAGUCUGUCUUCUGAGCAGAACAUCUGUGACAUAAAGGAAAACCACCUAUCAUCUUAGAAAACGCAAUGCUGCAAACUUUGGAGGAAACUUAAGACUGUUACAUAAGAUUACACCUUCCUCAAAAGGAUUUUUUCCCCAUUUUGUUUCGUUCCUGGGUUCUGUUCCGUGUUGGGUUAUUUUAUUUGGAAGUGAGCUUCAAAAAAAAAAAAAAAAACAAAAACAAAAAAAAAACACAGCAGAUGUGUCUUUUACGGAUCUAACGGGUGUCAUUGUAACAUGGAAAAAAGUAACUGGGCGGAGAAUGUUAAUUCUUGGUGGUAGAAUUGAAGGGGGGAGCGUAGAAUAGGGGUGGGGAGAGCGACGUUGGACUUGGCAGCAUUUGGGGAAACAUCAUUUGCUAUGGAGCUACUUCUCAGGUAAUCAUUAGAGGAGGGGAAGGACAUUUCUGGGCAGAGUAUUAACAGCUGCAGUGUAUGGAGAAAGCAGAAUUAAAGAGCCAGUGGUUGCAAGCAAGGCACUGGUUAGUUCUUCCUCUAGUAUCUGGCGCUUGGGUGGUAAAAGAACAAAGCAGAACUGUAAUUACCUUCUAUUUUUUAAAUCCGGAUAGUAACAGGAAGAACGCUUUUUAAGAAGUGUAAUUGGAAGAGGUGGGAAAGUGUAUUCUUAGGAGAAAAUACUGGAGGAUAGGAAGAUGUUUGCAUCUCUCUUGAAGUGUAAGUCAGUGCAGGAAAUGUUGCCCUCGGGGUUGAUUAUCUGCCAGCCCAACCACUGGCACAGAUGGUGCAGGGCGGGGAAGUGUGAACGCUGGCUCUGUAGUUUUUCUUUGUUCUUUAAUUUGGGGUUGUAGGGAGGUGGAAAUUACCUGAACCAGUGGCAGAUGGCUCCUGUAGCACCCGAGAAGCCCAUGAGCUGUACAGUUAUAGACUGCAGAGGUAGCUGAGCAGCAGCAGUGAUCCUCAGCAUCGCUCAGACUGGUUCUUUGACGCUGCUUUCUCCGUACUCUGCGACUAAACUCUUUUCGUCUUAAAGUGGUGCAUAUUCUGAAAUACCAUUACUCUUAUUAUGCCAUAAACUUGCUCUAGUCAGUGAAUGUUCCUAAUGCUGCUGAUUCAACAUUGAGAUAUUUUUUUAAUUUGCAAAAACAUGCAAUGUUUAGAAAAAGGAAAAAGAAAAAAAAAAAAAAAAAACAACAAAACACACACACACAUACACACGUUACGUGGCUUCCGAGGCUUAAACUGAAAAAAAAAGAAUUAAAAACUUCAUGACCACAGACCACCUCAAACCAGAAAUACCUCAGAAUUUUCUACUUGUAUGAGUUUUAUUAUAUAUUUUGUUAGUUGUGUUGUCUUGUAGUAAGUAUAUUUUAAUGUAAGUUGGCUUUUAUGACAAGGGAGUUUUUAAAAAAAGAAAAAAAGAAAAAAAGUUCCAAAAUCUUUUAGGAAGUGCUACCGUUGUUUUUAUUUUGUUGUCGUUGUUGUUGUUUGUUUUAUAAAGCACCAUUGUAAAUAACUAUACAGUUGUAGAAUAACUGCCUAUAUAAGGUACCUGGGCAUUAUUCACACUUAUUUGUGAAGGCUGUUUCCAUUCUGUGUUUUAUUUUUAUUUUUGUCUGUUUCAGUGAAAGGACAGUACAUCUUUUUCUUUUUUUUUAAUGUUAUUUUGUUUUAUUUUUUGAUCUUUGAAUCUAACAUGAAUUCUAUGUCUUGCUAGACUGACAAAGUUAUAUCCAUUGGAUGGCCAGAACUUUCAGAUUUCUCCUUCUAUUAAGCCAAAAUGCAGUGCUGAGCUAAUCAUCCUUUGAGAAGGAAAAAACAAACAGAAAAAUCAAAAGUCUGUACAUGAAUUGGACUUCUUGUCGCUGCCAAGCUGUCAGCAUGGACCCUUGCACAAAUGGAAUUUAUUAAGCAAACAAAAAUCACUAAUUGGAGAAAAUGUGGAGACACUAUAGAGUAAAUUGAAAUAUAUCUCUUAAAAAAAAUAUAGCUUUAAAACCUAGAGAUCACAAAUGAGGACGCGGUCCUUUCUCUCGAAGAGACAUUAAGAUAGUUGCCUUAAUUUGUCUAUCUGAAUAAAGUCUUAACCUAUUCUUUCAAGUUAUUGAAUGUAUAUUGCAUAUUAGUGUGUACACACAUGUAACUGUAUUUCCGUGUGUAGGUUUGGAAGUUUCUGUUUCUUAAUGUGAUUCUGUUCAGAACACGGUGACAAAAGCAGGCAGGAUGGUACUGGUUGGACCCAGAUGAUGGUGCUGGAGGGGCGGAUGUCUUCGAGCUGAUGCUGCAACAUGCCCAUGCUGAACAUGAAGCGUGCAGGGAGCUCUUCUGGUGUCGUGACAUAAGUCGCUCGCUUCAUGUUAAGCAUGGUCAUAAAGUUUUGCAAGGAUCGGCAUUUUUCACAUUCUAAUACAUUUCUGCACUGAGAUUUAUAUAAAAAUGUGACUGUGUUUUAGAAGUGAAGUGAUGUAAGGGGGGGUGGAGUCUAGAACAGAAUUAAGAUUGAGCGAAUGCUUGUUUCGAGGUGGGCGUGCUCUGUGUUCCCCAGGAACGGGAGCUGGCUCACAUUGCUGCAGAAAGAAAAAAGCUGUACUGUCUUUUAACUAUCAAUAUCUGUUUGCUGUUCUGGAUUUUUUUCCUUCGGCAUUCUGUAUAAUGGCUAAAACAGGCUUAUUACAGCAGUUGCUUUUUUAUCGUGAUUUCUUUAAGAAGCUUUAAAGUAUUUAUUGAAAGUGCCAUAUGAUUUUAAUAGCCUAUUAGACAGUCUCGUAAACCUUCUCUUUUGAGAAGGCAUACACAAAAAGUCUCGCGUGUAGCUUAUCUGAUUGUGGGGAGCUGUGCCAACGUACAAAGCUUGACCGAAUGUUGAUUGUAAGUGUUACCAACUUCCCUGGUCUACUGCUUCCUUAUAGAUCAUCUUGUCAACAGGAUUCAGCAACUGACUUUUAAAAGAAUUUCCAAAAUGCACGUGUGCUCAGAUAGAAAUUUUAAAUGUGUGUUGAGUUUUGUGUCUUGCUGCCACAGCAGAGAGGGGUAUUCUGAAUUUUUGCCUAUUUACAAAAUCCUGUCAGUUUCUCUGAAGUGGUCCUUUUAGUUGGUAUUUAUUUUAUUAAUGAAGGAAAGCUCUGAUGAACUUACUGGUCUUUCAAUACUUGAGCUGUCAAGCAAAUAGUUUCCUCACUGCUAACGUAGCAUUUGAACUCACAAUGACAAUUUUGUUUUGUUCAGUAUCACGGAGGCUUUUUCCUAGCCAGCAUUGGGCACAUCCGUAGGUGUAGCUGUAAUAAGCAGUCGUGACUCUUUCCCCCUUAACACUCCCAUGAACGUGAUGGGUACAACAUAUGUUAUAAAUUUCACUCCCUGUUCAGAUUUUAUUGAUUUUAUAAUCAAUGUAUGAUUUUAUUGUUGACCUUCUUCUCUUGUGUAGCGGUUUAGGUAAAUAUUAACCUUGAAUAUUGUGGGCAGUUCUGUCGAUGUUAAAAAUUUUCCGUGACUUCAGGAGCCAGGAUUCUCUUCUCUCUGGUCUAAUGACCCUUAAGAACUUAUUGUGCUGGCUGUGUUGGUUUCCUGGGUGAAGGAAGCUCACGUUUUGAGGUUGGAAAUAGCUAAAAUUGCAUUUUUGAGAUGACAGAGCUGUGACUUGCUAAUAUAAUUGCAUUAGUACAGCAAGGUUCAUAUUGAAAUUUAUGUGCACGAGAGAAGGCUAUAAACCAGUCUAACCAUCAGUGAAAUGACAUCUGCCUUACUCUUCUGUUGAAGGACUUUAGCUAGUCCUGAUCAUGGAGUUUUCUCUAGUGAAGACAAAAAGAAAAACGCUUUUUAUUUUGCUUCAUUCUUUUGCUGAAAUUCUCAUAGAGCAUAAGCUAUGUUAGGUCAAGUUACACCUAUGGCAAUGCCAAGGUCUUUCUGUUUACGUUUGUUUCAAAAAAAAGGGAUGUGAGUAUCCCCCAGUAACUCCGUUGCGUUACUUAGGUCUUGUGAUUCACUGCUGUUUCUGUUGAAGUUAUUCGUUUCAGCAGGAGCAGCACUGGGUCUGCUCAGUAGUGUUGCCGGUGGGUACUUCCAGGUUGGCUGGAUAGGCCUUUCCAAUUAGGAACUCUGAUCUCCCUUAAUAUCACCCCGUAGAAACUGGAGAGCUCAAAUUCUGUUCCUCCUGUGCUGCUUUCUGGGCAGACUGUUAGGAUUUUCCUGUUUUGCAGGUGAAAGAUGUAGUUUCACUUAGAAUGGAAGAAACUCCUAUUGCAGAGGAAGGAGCUGGUUGAUAGCAUUGUGACAGUGCUGUUGUUGCAGUCCUCUACAAGCCACACUCCCCUUGAGAAGUAUCUAAGCAGGAAGUGUCCCACAAACUAUUAUCACUUUUACAUACAGAAUAUUGUUUGGUAACAUUGUAAAUAAAAUAGACUAUAUAAUAGAGGAAAAUAAGGACAUUUUGACUUUUUUACUUUUGGAAAUAUAUAUAUAUAUAUUUUAGUUACAUAUACAAACAAAAAUUCUACAUUGUGUGAGAAUUCUUUUAUACCACAAAUUAUUUUUGUAACGUCUAAUAUGUUUCUGCAGGGAAAAGGGAGAAUGGCGUGUGUACGCACAGCGAAUAAAUAUAUAUAUAUAUAAUGUUUAAAUUAAAUGUGCACUACAUCAAAGUCUAGAGGAUAGAACAAGUUUAGAGUGAGGAGCAAGUCUGGAUGUACUUGGACACGCUUUGAGGGCGGCACUGACUGUGUUUAACAAGGUUAUCUUGCAUGUCACAUCCCUUCUGCUAAAGAUGCUUGUUGCUUUUUUAUGACCAUCUUCAGUUUAACCAGGAAGAGUGUUUUCAUGCAUUCAUGCAAGUAUCCGUGUGUGAGCAGUGUGUCUUGACAUAUGCUGUGAUGCUGCAGUGAGUUGUGAAGGCAGGGUGUUAGGAAUUUGUGGAGACCAAAUAGGCUGAUCUCGCUCACUGCCGUAUCCGUUUAUAGCAGCUGUGUCUGCUGCAUUGACAAUAUGAUCUGUAAGGAGCUGUUGCCAGCAAAGUCUUGAUAAAAGCAUUUCCUAGAAGUUCCUUCCCUCUGAAGUGACACAAAUAAUCAGACUUCACCAGGAUGCUCAGAUGUGUUCCCAAUGGCAGAUUUCACAGUUUGGGUUGGCAGCACUAAAAAAAAAAAAAAGAGCACUGUCAUGUCCAGAGUCCUACUUAGAAAAAGAGCAUUCCUAAUUGUGUAGCCAAACUAAGGUAUACUAAAAAUAUUAAAGAAAAAUACUGCUAAUGUUUUCACGUGAGCUGACUUUUCCUUUCGGACCUAAAAAUCACUCCAUUCUUUAGCUUUCCUAGUCUUGACAAUUAAGUGUCAGCAGGGUAAAAGUUACUGAAGAAAACUUAAAGCCAAGCAAUGCACUGUGCUGCUUGGAAGGUUUUUUGACAGCGUGCCUUCUGAAAUUGGUGCUUGAAUGACUGAGAGCAGGCUCCUGCCAUUGCUGAAUCCUACUGUGUUCUUGGUGAAGUCCUGGCCCUGUGGAAGCUUCCAUCUGAUUCAGUGGGACCAUGAGUGUGUUUGUGUUCCUGGUCAUUGCCCUCAUUCACUCACUCACUCACUGACUCACUCACUCACUCACAUGGGACUUCUUUUCUAAUAUAGUAGUUUUAGGAUGAAGAUCUGUUCCCUGACUGAAGUAAUAACCUCUGGGUAAUCCUUUUUGUCGGGACACAUCCACAGAAAGAGAUCAUGCUUGUGUUACGUCCAUCCAGCUGUUCUGAAAUGUAAUGCUAUUCUGUUGUGCCUUUAUUUUUCCAUGUAAAAGCAACUGCUGUUAAGUUUUUUUUUCCCUUUAACUAGUUUUUAUGUUUCUUUUUCUGUCUAAAACAAACAAACAAACAAACCAGUUUUCAUUGCCCAGCUGUUAUUUCUGGAUGCAGUCUGUGAUCCAGGUAUUUCAAGAACCAAUUACCUCAAACCUCAUGUUAAACAGUGUUGCUAUCUGGAUUCUCCUUGAUACUACAAUAUUGUAACAUACACAAACAGGAACCUUGCUAUGUAUGGGUGUUUAUAUAUAUGUAUCACAUACAUAUAUGCGUGUAUGUGUUAGAUAUAUAUAAAUGGAAAGUGAUCCCCAAGGACUGAAGGAAAAAAGCAAAGCUUUUGUUUUCCAACAUUGAAACCAAAAGGGCUUCUCUGAAGCUCUAUAAUGGCAUUGUGCUGGAUAUGUAUUGAAAAAGUGUUUUCUGGAAAGUGCUUCCUUUGUCAGCCUUUUUAUUUCAGUAUUUUAAUAGGGCAGAUGGCGUGAUUAAAACACCAUAUCUGUAUUUUUUGACCAGUUUUGAAGCAGAGGCCUCUUAAUCUUUCCAAUUGUUAAAAACCAAUCAAACUCAGUAUAUAACAUUCCAGUAAGGUUAGUAUUGCAAAAUUUGAGUAUAUUCUGGGAAGACUUUAUUAGCUUUUGUUUUGGUGAAAGGGAGGGCGCUGGCCAAACUUUACUCAAUUUUUCCAACGUUCUGUAACCAGAACCAUCCUGAUCAUUUAAAAUCUUAAUUCAGUAGGCACUGGCAUUUCUGGAUUGGCCCCCUCAUUAAAAAAAAAAUACCAAAUAAAAACCAACAGCCGUGAGCAGGAGGAGGUUGGAGGAGUUGUAGCUUCCGAAUGUGUGCUAAGCAUCAGCACAAUCUAUUGGAUAGCAGGAAACACGCUGGCAAGACUUGGGACCUAUCUGGUCCUUUCCUUUUUCUAUCCUCCCUUCUCCCAGUAACCUUCCCAUAAAAGCAGGCCUUCAACCGCAAUGACUUACUUAGACAAAACCUUCUAAAGCUUUUAAAGCUGUUGGUGGUUUAUGAUUACCUUUAUGAUUACCUUUGGAAAAUUAUUUACAAAAAUAUUAAGAUCUCCCAGAAGAAGACCUUUUGCAAUGCUGUUGGCCUUCCAGCGGAAUAAUACUGGGAUGCAAAGUUGAUCUGUUAGUGGAUCAGAGUUGAAGGAGGUGGUUACUGCAAACUAAGUAACAUUCUUGACCUCUAUUCUAUGCCAUAAGUCCGCACAAUGCCAUUGUCAAUCUACUCAAACUAUCUGCUUAUGAAUUCUGCAUGAUCCUCAUGAUAGAGUUGAAAGCCUGAUCUUUCACCUGUUAAUAUUUUCACAUUUGUCCUUAAGUUUGACAAAUUUUAUACUGUAAAGUUGACCUGAGUACAGUUUGAUGUCAAUUCUUGUGGAAAGAGCUUUCUGCAUGUAACAUUAGACACAUACAGUUAAACAACACAGCAUAGUACAAAACUCACAAGAUAAUGUUUUGGCACCAGCAGAAAGAAAUCUCACCCUGACCAUUUGUCAUUUUAAACCAUCUUAUUGUAAGUUUUACCAGCUACUUCUAAAUUUGUGCUUUAUUUAAAGAAAUAAAAUAAAAAUCCUAAGACUUGUCUAGCGUAGUGAAAUAUGUGUAUAUCAGUUUUAGGAUAAAUAGCUAAGUCUUAUUACGCUGUGUUACUUAACUUGUAUAUAUAGAGUAUACAUAAGAGUUUGCAGUAACCUGUUUCUCCAGGAUUUCCAGUUUGAAUGGAUUUAAACUCAAAAUAUGAGAUUACGUAAAUGAUUUAGAAGAUUGCAGAAUAAACUGAGUGUAAAAUACAGGAAGCUCUAUCAGAUGGUGAAAUAAUUUUUAAAGAGUCUUUUGGUCCUUGGCUCAAAUUCAAUAAGUACUGUUUGUAUACCAAGAUAUGUGAAAUGUAAAUGUUGUAGGUUAUAUUUCACUCUUGUAGCUAUGAAAAUGUAGAACAGAGAUAGCUUGUACUACUGAGUUAACAAAAGUUAUACUAAAGUAUCCUGUUAAAAAAGUAUACAGAGAGGUAAGCUCAUUGCUGUAACCCCUUUUGGAUUGAAGUGUGCUGAUUUUUAUAUGUACGUUAUAUAUAUAUAUAUUCUGCAAAAUAAUAUGUGUGUGUAUAUAUAUAUAUAUAAUGUAAGUAUAAAAUGGCCUAAUGCAGACAUCCAUUGUAUUGCAGUUAUGAAGUGAAGACAUUUCGGAAAGAACAUUGUAUCAUAGUUCAUGAAUUUGCAGUGGAUCUUUGUUCCUUUUUACUGUGGUAUUUUAGAAAUGAGUCUCAAGUUUGAAAUUAGAUCUGCCAAGUUGGAGUUUUGCUGCUUCAGCUUUGCACUGGGUGUCCGAAUAAACCAGUAUGAAUGUAGUAUUUGCCCUGUGUGAAGCAGCUACACCCCAACAGAUAGGAGGGAAAA